Melanotaenia boesemani (Boeseman's rainbowfish) is the source of this 4954-nucleotide messenger RNA. It is a transcript of the gene slc38a12, whose product is annotated as transmembrane protein 104. The coding region runs from base 278 to 1756 and encodes 492 amino acids. The transcript is spliced from 10 exons. Lineage: Eukaryota; Metazoa; Chordata; Actinopteri; Atheriniformes; Melanotaeniidae. The record is from RefSeq and is a predicted model, not a curated record.
UCGUGGUCAUGCGGAAGCUAGUCAGCUGGUUUUUAGUUUACUAGUGAGCUGAGUGUCAGUCAGAACCUUACUAGCCCACAGGAAUGUUUUGUCAUUUUCCCUUUCUUCCGGCUCUCUGACUACCAAACAGCCCAUGCUGGCUGAAGGAAACUGGCUGCGGACUUUCGGCUAGCACCCUGGUUCUGAUCCAACUGACAGCUUGAAACAUCUUGCUAGCCUAGCACCUACUUUAGCAAGAGGACAGGGGAGAAUAAGCUGAGGAUUGCCAUCACCAACCAUGGCAGGUGGUAUUACGGACACUGGAGAACCAUACUCCCCAUUUGUGGGGCUGGUGUACAUGUUUAACCUGAUCGUGGGAACGGGAGCUCUAACGAUGCCCAAAGCUUUCGCCACGGCCGGUUGGGUGGUCAGCUUAUCGCUCCUCACCUUUUUGGGAUUUAUGAGCUACAUGACCACCACCUUUGUGAUCGAGGCGAUGGCAGCGGCCAACGCUCAGCUGCGCUGGAAGAGAAGAGAGCAGGAGGAGACUGAUGACAGCGACUCUACCUCUGAGUAUUCAGACGAUGAUGUUGUGGGUCGUGGACGAUCAGAACCAGAAACAAAGCCCAUCUUGUCUGUUCAGCGGUUGGGUCACGUUGAUCACUUUGACAUCGUGGAGCGCGUUGAGAUGGGCCAAAUGGCCUCCAUGUUCUUCAACAAAGUUGGAGUCAAUAUGUUCUACAUCUGCAUCAUCGUCUAUCUCUAUGGAGACCUGGCCAUCUACGCUGCAGCUGUCCCGAUAUCACUGAUGGAAGUUGCCUGUGGAAACCACUCCUGCAGUGCUGGAGGUGUGAAGUACAACGAUACAGACCCCUGCUGGGGCUCUGUUACGAGGAAGGAUGCAUAUAGGAUUUUCCUAAGUGGCUUCACUCUUCUGUUGGGACCGUUCACCUUCUUUAACGCCCAGAAGACCAAAUAUCUUCAGAUUCUCACAUCAUUCAUGCGGUGGAUCGCGUUCACCAUGAUGAUCAUCUUGGCUCUAAUCCGCAUCGGUAAAGGCACUGGCGAAGGCCACCCCCCCAUCGCCAGCUUCUCCGGGGUCCCCAACCUGUUCGGGGUGUGCGUGUACUCUUUCAUGUGCCAGCACUCCCUGCCCUCGCUGGUGACGCCCAUCUCUGACAAGAAACGCAUGGGCACCCUGGUGUUUGCCGACUACAUCCUGAUCCUGGGCUUCUACUUGCUGCUGUCGUUCACCGCCAUCUUCUGCUUCGACAGCUCGCUGCUGUACGACAUGUACACCCUGAACUUCACUGACAACUGCAACGUGCUGGACAUUCCCGUGCUGCGCUACUUCCUGGGCUUGUUCCCCGUUUUCACCAUCAGCACCAACUUCCCCAUUAUCGCAGUGACGCUUCGCAACAACUGGAAGACGCUGUUCCACCGGGACGGAGGCACCUACCCAUGGGUGGUGGACCGGGUCAUAUUCCCCCUUAUAACCCUGGUGCCCCCAGUCGUGGUGGCUUUCUGUACCCACAACCUGGAGUCCCUGGUGGGCAUUACAGGGUCUUACGCCGGCACAGGGAUCCAGUACAUCGUGCCGGCCUUCCUUGUAUAUUUCGCCAGGCGCCAUCUUGAGCCUGUGAUGGGCAGAGACGUCGUCAACAAGCACCAGUCGCCCUUCCGUCACGCCUUCUGGGUGUGGUUUGUUCUGGUGUGGGCGGCCUCCUGCCUCAUGUUCGUCACGGCCAACAUCAUCCUGACUGACACCAAGACAUGAGGACUCCUUUUAUAAAAGCUCCCGUACACGAGGCCUUACUCCCAGCUGGUUGGACUGUGUGCCUUUUUAAUCAAACUUUUACAUGUAAUUAAGAGUAAUUUAUCACAUUUGUUGAAAGGGACCAAAUGUUUUAUGUUUUACUAUGAAGGCUGUGGCAGUGCAUGACCGUAAUGAAAGGGAAUUUAUCAAAACCUUUGGGCAGCAAACAGCUGGAAGUUAAAACAUUGCUGGAAAGUUGCAAUGAUUUAUACCAUAAUUUAAACCCUGCUACCUCUAACAUGCCUGACCUUGUUUUACGUGCGUAGUAUCAGUGGAUUACAGAUUAGAACAUUUAUUUUCUCAUUUCCAACGUUGAAAAGCUCAUUCCCCAAACUACAGGAUCUGCUGCAUCUUAACAGAAAAAUAUUCUGAAACAACUAUAUAAAAGCAGAGCAGAGGCAUGAAAAACAGCCUGUCACACACAGACUCGUGUUCUGUUGUGAAACUGCUUCACAGCUCGGUAAUGAGAUUGGAGGAGAAGCCGGCAUCGGGAGAAAAAUGAACGCAGAGGAAGAUGAUUCUUUCACAGCUGACGUGGAUCCAUCCCUCAGCGAUGUCCUCGUGAACGGUGAAGCUGACACAGAUCUGCACGGCGUGUCCAUGUCUUCUUCUUCUUCUUUUUCAGCCUGACAGGACAUAUGUGAUCUACAGGCCGCUAGUUUCCAACUUCACAGAUGCAUGGCAACCUCUCCGACCUCAUUACCGCCCUUACAUCUUUAUCUGUAAUCAAUAACAUCAUCUCUUUGUGAUUUUCAUAACCGGUUCAUUAAGUAUCAUGCAGAUACUUGUGGAAGGCAUCUCAGCUAAAGAACAAAACGUCUCCUUGUCUGGCUGCUGUAUGCAGUAAUCUGUCUGGUGUCUGGAUUAAUACACAGCAACACUUUAUGGUGAGAAAAUGCUGCUGAUGAGAUUUUUAGGAUUUUUUCUGAUCAUUUAUGAGCAUUUGGAAGAAAGUUCACUUUAACUUGACUGGGCAGAUGACUCAGAGAGACAGAUAUCUGUAAAUGCUGACAGAGGAAAUAAAAUUUUUUAUUUUUAUUUAAAUGUAUUUCAAUAUUGAAAUACUGAAACACAAUAUUUGAAUGUUGAUAUUUUAAUAUAUAUUGAUAUUUAGAUCCAAGUUAAUAAGCCUCACGCUGUGAUUCCCAGUUAGUCGUUACGGUUUUGUCAUGAAUUCAGUUUCCUAUCAAACUUCACCUUCAACAAUUGUUUAAAUAUGGUUUUAAUUAUAAAUAUUAACUAUUACCAUAAGGCACAAACAUUGUGACUGUAUUUUAGUGUCAGUUAUCUUUCCUUCACACUCAUUGGUUAUUAUUGUUUACAUCUGUAAUCAGGCUGCUUGGUUUUAAAAGUUAGAUGAAUAGGAGAAGGUUUCCAGAGUUGGUUUUGUGUAGAAACUAUUCAGAGGCACAAAAUAUUUUAAUGACAAGUUUAACAUGGCAAUAACAGCAAAGAAAAGCUGCUUCAGUUUGCAGCUGAAAGGCUCAGAUUGAUACAAACAUCUGGGAGAUGUUUGUGUUUAUAGCUCUGUUGGCUUGUACUUCUCAGUAACUGAGUUAGCUGUGCAGGGAGUCUUGAUCUGCUUCCAAAAGAUGUCAUUUUUAACAUGUUAGGACUCACAGGCUCUCACAUAAAGAAGACAUGAGACAUGUUAGGGAUGCUUGGUCAGACAGCAGGUCGAUUCACUUCCAUCUUCUACCCAGAGAUGAUGUGGUGGUGUUUGACAGGCUGAAGUCAUGCUAGUCAAGCUGUACAUUUUAAAUACGUCGAAACACAACUACUGCAGCGUUUUGAAUCUUGUUUACUGCAACUACUUAAAGCUCUGUUUCUGACUGUUUUGGUCUUACGCUGACAUUCAUUAUGUGAUGUGCAGUUGUAGUUGCCCAGCAACGUCCUGAGGCUGAAAAACCAGCCUGGAGCAUCAUGAUACAGUUGAGUUUUGCUUUACAACGCAUCACACGCUAGCAACUGGAUAUCAACACACCAGCCGUUUAGAACGCUCACCGUGGCUGAUUUGGCAAAGAAAUCCUAGAGGACAUUAACGAAGGAAGAGAGAAAAAGAAAGAGAAAAAGGGACAGAGGAAAAGAAAGACAGGAAUCAUAAUGAGACUGACUUUUACUGGCUACGAUGUUUUUAAACCAGACCACAAUCUUUUCAAACCUUAACAGGUGAUUUUGUUGCUGUGAUUUAACCAAGAAGCAUGAAUAUAAUGAUAAGACUGGGACACUUAUUGUUUUUAUGUUAAUAGCUCAUAAAGGUAAAUAGACAAAUCAAUGACAUCAGACUCGCCAGCCAGUAAAAGUCACUCUCAUGUUGACUCUGUUAUCUUUUGCUCUCCUUUCUCUUUUUCUGAUAAUUUCCUUUAACAUUUUUUGCUGAAUUAGCCACAGCUAGCAUGUUGAUAGCCAGUUGCUAGCAUGUGACAUGAUGUAAAGCAAAAGUCAGCUGUACAAUAAUGCAGUUGUUUCAGCCUCCAGGAAUGUACAUAAUAAAUGUCAGUGUGACAUCAAAACAAGUCAGAAACAUACUUUUAAGGUCAGAAAUUUGCAUUUUACUAUUAUAAAAAUAAUUUGUUAGCAUUAUGUUUUUAUGAUCCAACUCUUGCUCCAGUUUUCUCACAGCAGCUGCCUCUGAUUUCAUUCUCAUGGCAAUUUCAGAGUUUGAAUCAUGUUUAGACUUCUUUUACCUUUCCUUUUCUUUAAUGGCUUCAUAAUCUGUCUUCUCACUUCUUAUAAUGAAAAUAUCUCUGCCUAUUAAUGUUUAGCCCACCACUGAUGACGAAGUCCUCUGUGUUUUUGUUAAAACGUGACCGUUUAUGAUCAGAAACCCAGUUCUUUCAGAGAUGUCUGACUUCCUGCUGCUGUUAUGUCACCCAAUGUGAAUAAUAUACAGACGUGGAGGUGGCACUCCGGUGUUUGCUCAAUUAAAAUGCGCGCUAGUUCAGUGGUUUGUGAUUCAGUGUGAACGGCUGCGCGGCCUUUUCAUCAACUGCUGUAAUGCAGUCUAAAUUGAAAGCUAAUGUGCUGUGACUCCAGUGUUUUUAAUGCGCUGCAGCUGGAAGUUUUCUGCCCCGACAAUGCGGCUUGGCUGUGACUCGGAGGACAGGCUGCAGAUGUGGAGGUGAAUCUGAUGGCGGUGACGAUGAAAACAAGGGAUAG